AUGAAGAAGGAGGGCCUGCCGUUAACCAUCACCACAAAACUUGUAGAGGUUUUUGCUUUUGUUGCUCCUAAAAUCAUUGGGGGAAAGAAUGCACCAUCUCCUGUGGGUGAACUUGGGAUGGUUGAGAUGACACAAGCCCUAGAUUUAAUUGAUGUUUGCUAUGAACAGGUUGGACCUGAUAUGCUUAUCAGCGGAUUUCUUCAGCCCAUACCAGACCUUCUACCUGUUAUCCCUUCAGUGGAUGAAACUUUUGCUAUUGAUCCUACUGUUACUCCUUAUGAAUCUACCAUCAUAUUCUUCUACAAAACAUGGGAUCCUUAUGGUGCUUUCUCAAAUUUUUCUCCUCACGCAAUUCAAAUGCCUGAUGACAAUGGUGACUAUGUGACUUGGUCAAGUGUAGAGCAUUAUUACCAGGCACACAAGUUCAUUGGAGUUGAUGAUCCUCUAGCCCAAGAUUGUGUGGAAAAAAUAAAAUUAGUUAGAAGUCCAGAGGAAGCAGCAAGGAUAGGAAGAUUGCUGCAAAGAAAAUUUCCUGAUCUGGUACGAUCUGAUUGGGAUAACAUCAAGAUUGAUGUCAUGUACAGGGCCUUGAAAUGCAAGUUCUCAAUUUACCCUCAUCUGAAUUCUUUGCUGCUCUCAACAGCUGGCUCAGUUCUUGUUGAGGCAUCACCUCACGAUCUCUUCUGGGGUGGAGGCCGAGAAGGAGAAGGCUUGAAUUAUUUAGGCCGGCUGCUAAUGCAGUUACGGUCCGAGUUUCUUGGCGAGAGUGAUAGUGCAAUCGAGAACAACUGUAUAGCCUUAUGAUAAUUUUUCUUUUUUAAAUUGUGGUUAUUCUUAGAUUAGAAAUGAACAUGAUGAUAUAAAAGAAUACAAGGUAAUGCUGCACUUGUAAAAUGGGUUAUACAAUUUUGUCUUAUCAACUAAAGUUAUAUCAAAAGCCAAAGUAAAUAUGUGUAAGAAAACAGUAAAACGAUGGUGAUAGAAGAGG
Messenger RNA from Carica papaya (papaya), 988 nucleotides. The record is from RefSeq and is a predicted model, not a curated record. Lineage: Eukaryota; Viridiplantae; Streptophyta; Magnoliopsida; Brassicales; Caricaceae.